AUGCCCUUCUCACACCACAGCCACUCGGGCCAGUUCUGCCCCGGCCAUGCCAAAGACUCCCUCGAGGAGAUCAUCCAACUAGCCAUUGCAAAGAAGUUCAAAGUCUUCUGCUUAACCGAACACAUGCCCCGAGGCAUGCAGGAUCUGUACCCAGAAGAGAUCGAAGCCGGCGACACCGAAGCCGCCAUGCUCGCCAACGAAGCCGCAUACUUCGCCGAAGCCACCCGGCUGCGCGAGAAGUACGCCGACCAGAUCCACGUCCUGAUCGGGUACGAGAUCGACUGGAUCCGGCCGGAGUCGCGCGCGCUGGUCGAGCGCUCCCUCGCGCGCUUCCCCUUCGAGUUCUUCAUGGGCUCCGUGCAUCACACCCUCAAGGUACCCAUCGACUAUGACCGGCCGAUGUAUGAGAAGGCGCGUGACCUCGCCGGCGGCUCUGACGAGCGCCUGUUCGAGCGCUACUUCGACGAGCAGCUGGACAUGCUGCAGCAGCUGAAACCGCUGCUCGUGGGCCACUUUGACCUCAUCCGGUUGAAGAGUGAUGACCCGGAGCGCAGCUUCCGCCAAUGGCCUGGGGUGUGGGAGCGCGUGCUCCGGAAUCUGGACUUCAUUGCUGGGUAUGGAGGUAUGUUGGAGCUGAAUUCGGCUGCGCUGCGGAAGGGGAUGAGUGAGCCGUAUCCCAAGGAGGAGAUUUGCAGAGAAUUCCUGGCACGAGGAGGCCGCUUCGUUCUCUCAGAUGAUAGCCAUGGGUUGGAUCAGGUGGGUUUGAACUUCCACCGGGUGCUGGCGUUCAUGGAGAAGGCUGGUAUUUUGACUUUGCAUUAUCUGGAGCUGGGUUAUGGGCCGGGUGUGGAUGAACGAUUCCCUCGGACUCAGAUUCGCUCGAUCCACCUGGAUGAGCUGAAGAAGAUGUCCUUUUGGCAGUAG
Messenger RNA from Aspergillus clavatus NRRL 1, 924 nucleotides. Its product is annotated as histidinol-phosphatase. The record is from RefSeq and is a predicted model, not a curated record. The transcript has 3 exons. NCBI's taxonomy places the organism in Eukaryota, Fungi, Ascomycota, Eurotiomycetes, Eurotiales, Aspergillaceae. Gene Ontology annotation, biological process: L-histidine biosynthetic process. Gene Ontology annotation, molecular function: histidinol-phosphatase activity. Gene Ontology annotation, cellular component: cytoplasm. The coding region runs from base 1 to 924 and encodes 307 amino acids.